This is a messenger RNA of Piliocolobus tephrosceles (Ugandan red Colobus), 6747 nucleotides long. RefSeq names its product epiplakin 1 (gene EPPK1). The transcript is spliced from 2 exons. Gene Ontology annotation, cellular component: cell junction; keratin filament; membrane. Gene Ontology annotation, biological process: wound healing; intermediate filament bundle assembly. Bases 1 to 6747 code for a protein of 2248 amino acids. The record is from RefSeq and is a predicted model, not a curated record. Gene Ontology annotation, molecular function: keratin filament binding; structural molecule activity. NCBI's taxonomy places the organism in Eukaryota, Metazoa, Chordata, Mammalia, Primates, Cercopithecidae.
AUGAGUGACCACACCUUGCCUCCUCUUCCCGUCCCGGGUACCAACAGCACGGAGCAGGCCAGCGUCCCCAAAGCCAUGGCAGCCACGCUGGGAGCCAGUACACCCCCCAGGCCCCAGGCCAGGAGCAUAGCUGGGGUGUAUGUGGAGGCCUCAGGCCAGGCCCAGAGUGUCUACACUGCCAUGGAGCAGGGCCUUCUGCCUCCUGGGCUUGGGCUGGCUCUGCUAGAGGCCCAGGCGGCCACCGGGGGUCUGGUGGAUCCCACCCAGGGCCAGCUGCUCUCUGUGUCCAAGGCCCUGCAGCAGGGCCUGGUGGGGCUGGAGCUGAAGGAGAAGCUGCUGACCGCUGAGCGUGCCGCUACGGGCUACCCUGACCCCUACGGGGGUGAGAAGCUGGCCCUCUUUCAGGCCAUCGGGAAGGAGGUUGUGGACAGGGCCCUGGGGCAGAGCUGGCUGGAGGCCCAGCUGGCCACUGGGGGCCUGGUGGAUCCCGCCCGGGGCGUGCUUGUGGCCCCUGAGCCAGCCUGCCACCAGGGCCUCCUGGACCGGGAGACAUGGCACAAGCUGUCAGAGCUUGAGGCUGGCACAGGUGUCCGGCGCUUCGUUGACCCCAACACGCUGGAGCAGCUGACGUACCACCAGCUGCUGGAAAGGUGUGUGCGGGCCCCCGGCUCGGGGCUAGCCCUGCUGCCCCUCAAGAUCACCUUCCGCUCUGAGGGCGGGGCAGUGAGUGCAGCCGAGCUGCUGGAGGUGGGCAUCCUGGACGAGGAGGCUGUGCAGGGUCUGCAGGAGGGCAGGCUGGCCACAGCGGACGUGAGUGCACGUGUCGAGGUGCGGCGCUACCUGGAGGGUACCGGCAGCGUGGCUGGGGUUGUCCUGCUGCCCGAAGGCCAAAAGAAGAGCUUCUUCCAGGCUGCUACCGAGCACCUGCUCCCAAUGGGCACUGCACUGCCACUCCUAGAGGCCCAGGCUGCCACCCACACCCUAGUGGACCCCACCACAGGCCAGCGGCUGUGGGUAGACGAGGCAGUCAGGGCGGGCCUGGUCAGCCCAGAACUCCACGAGCAGCUCCUGGUGGCCGAGCAGGCCGUGACAGGGUACCACGACCCCUUCAGUGGCUCCCAAAUCCCCCUCUUCCAGGCCAUGAAGAAGGGGCUAGUGGACAGGCCACUGGCACUGCGGCUCCUGGAUGCCCAGUUGGCCACAGGCGGGCUGGUCUGUCCAGCACGCAGGCUCCGGCUGCCCCUGGAGGCCGCCCUGCGCUGCGGCUGCCUGGAUGAAGACACUCAGCGACAGCUCUCACAGGCUGGCGGCUUCUCAGACCCUGGCACGCAGGGUGGCCUGCACUAUGAACAGCUGCUGGCCCGCUGUGUCACUGACCCAGAGACUGGGCUCGCCUUCCUGCCGCUCUCAGGGGGACCCCGGGGAGGGGAGCCCCAGGGACCCCCAUUCAUCAAGUACAGCACUCGGCAGGCCCUGAAUGCAGCCACAACCACCGUCUCCGUGGGGAAGUUCCGGGGCCGGCCCGUGUCCCUCUGGGAGCUGCUCUUCUCUGAGGCCAUCCCCGCAGAGCAGAGGGCAAUGCUGGCCCAGCAGCACCAGGAAGGGACCCUCUCCGUGGAGAAGAUGGCCGCUGAGCUGAGCGCCACCCUCGAGCAGGCUGCAGCCACUGCCAGGGUCACUUUUUCUGGGCUGAGGGACACCGUGACACCAGGAGAGCUGCUGAAAGCCGAGAUCAUCGACCAGGACCUGUACGAGCGGCUGGAACAUGGACAGGCCACAGCCCAGGAUGUGGGCAGCCUGGCCUCGGUGCAGAGGUACCUGCAGGGUACAGGCUGCAUUGCUGGCCUGCUGCUCCCUGGCUCCCAGGAACGCCUGAGCAUCUAUGAGGCCCGACGCAAGGGGCUCCUCCGGCCCGGCACUGCCCUCAUUCUUCUGGAGGCACAAGCUGCCACGGGCUUCAUCAUCGACCCGAAAGCAAACAAGGGGCACUCCGCUGAGGAGGCACUGAGGGCUGGUGUCAUUGGGCCCGAUGUGUUCGCGAAGCUGCUGUCGGCCGAGCGCGCCGUCACCGGCUACACCGACCCCUACACCGGGCAGCAGAUCUCCCUCUUCCAGGCCAUGCAGAAGGACCUCAUCGUCAGGGAGCACGGCAUCCGCCUGCUGGAGGCCCAGAUCGCCACGGGCGGCGUCAUCGACCCCGUGCACAGCCACCGCGUGCCCGUGGACGUGGCCUACCGGCGCGGCUACUUCGAUCAGAUGCUGAACUUGAUCCUGUUGGACCCUUCUGAUGACACCAAGGGCUUCUUCGACCCCAACACACAUGAGAACCUCACAUACCUGCAGCUUCUGGAGCGCUGCGUGCGUGACCCCGAGACGGGCCUGUACCUCCUGCCACUCAGCGGCACGCAGUCCCCACUGGUGGAUGGUGCCACCCGGCAGGCCUUCCAGAACCUGCUGCUCUCUGUGAAGUACGGGCGGUUUCGGGGGCAGAGGGUCUCUGCGUGGGAGCUGGUCAACUCUGAGUACUUCAGCGAGGGCCGCAGGAGGCAGCUGCUGCGUGGCUACCGGCAGCGUGAGGUCACGCUGGGGCAGGUGGCACAGCUGCUGGAGGCGGAGACGCAGAGACAGGCGGACGUCAUGCUGCCCGCGCUGCGGGGCCAGGUCACCGUCCACCAGCUCCUGGAGGCCCGUAUCAUUGACCAGCACCUGUUGGACCAAGUACUGGCCAGGACAGUCAGUCCCGAGGCACUCCUACUCAUGGACGGCGUCCGCAGGUACCUGUGCGGCCUGGGAGCUGUGGGCGGCGUGCGGCUGCUGCCCUCCGGCCAGCGGCUGAGCCUCUAUCAGGCCAUGAGGCAGAAGCUGCUGGGGCCCAGUGUGACUCUGGCCCUGCUAGAGGCUCAGGCAGCCACCGGAGCCAUCGUGGACCCUCACAGCCUGGAGAGCCUCUCGGUGGAUGAGGCCGUGCGCAGGGGUGUGGUGGGGCCGGAGCUGUAUGGCAGGCUGAAGCGGGCUGAGGGUGCCAUCACUGGCUUCAGAGACCCCUUCUCUGGGAAGCGGGUGUGUCUGUUCCAGGCCAUGAAGAAAGGUCUCAUCUCUUGGGAGCAAGCUGCCCGCCUCCUGGAGGCUCAGGUGGCCACGGGAGGGGUCGUUGACCCCACUGGCCACCACCACCUGCCCAUGCCAGUGGCCGUCCAGCGUGGCUGUGUUGACCAGGAGAUGGAGACAGCCUUGUCCAGCUCCUCCGAGACCUUCCCCACACCAGACGGCCAGGGGCGCACCAGCUAUGCCCGGCUCCUGGAGCAGUGCCCCAGGGAUGAGGCUUCUGGCCUUCACCUCCUGCCCCUGCAGGAAAGUGCUCCUGCCCUCCCCACCGACGAGCAAGUCCAGAAGAGCCUGCAGGCCAUGCCGGGGGCUGAGGACGGCAUAUCCCUCUGGGACCUGCUCAGCUCCUGCCACUUCACUGAGGAGCAACGGAGGGGCAUGCUGGAAGACGUGCAGGAGGGGAGGACCACUGUGCCGCAGCUGUUAGCCUCUGUGCAGAGGUGGCUACAGGAGACCAAGCUCCUGGCCCAAACCCACGUCAUGGUGCCCGGCCCGCGGGGUGAGGUCCCUGCCAUCAGGCUGCUGGAUGCUGGCAUCAUCACCCAGGAGACCCUUGAGGCCCUGGCUCAGGGCACGCAGUCGCCCGCCCAGGUCGCUGAGCAGCCGGCAGUGAAGGCCUGCCUGUGGGGCACAGGCUGCGUGGCCGGUGUGCUGCUGCAGCCCUCUGGGGCCAAGGUCAGUAUCACCCAGGCCAUGAAGGAUGGCCUCCUGCCCACAGGCCUGGGCCAGAGGCUGCUGGAAGCCCAGGUGGCAUCUGGCUUCCUUGUCGAUCCCCUGAACAACCAGAGACUGUCGGUGGAGGACGCAGUUAAGGUCGGCCUGGUGGGUAGGGAGCUGAGUGAGCAGCUUGGGCAGGCCGAGAGGGCGGUGGCCGGGUACCCAGAUCCCUACUCUGGGGGCUCCCUCUCUCUGUGGCAGGCCAUGGAGAAGGGGCUCGUGCCACAGAACGAGGGCUUGCCCCUCCUGCAGGUGCAGCUGGCCACAGGGGGUGUGGUGGACCCUGUCCACGGGGUGCACCUGCCCCAGGCAGCAGCCUGUAGACUCGGCCUUCUGGACACACAGACGAGCCAGAUGCUAACAGCAGUUGACAAGGACAACAAGUUCUUCUUUGACCCCAGUGCGCGGGACCAGGUGACCUACCAGCAGCUCAGGGAGCGCUGUGUGCGCGACUCCGAGACUGGUUUGUUGCUGCUGCCACUGCCCUCAGACACAGCACUUGAGGUGGACGACCACACCGCGGUGGCUCUUAGGGCCAUGAAGGUGCCCGUCAGCACAGGGAGGUUUAAGGGGUGUAGUGUGUCGCUCUGGGACCUGCUGCUCUCCGAGUACGUCUGUGCUGACGAGCGGCGGGAGCUGGUGGCACUCUGUCGGUCUGGGAGGGCUGCAGCCCUGCGGCAGGUGGUCAGCGUGGUCACUGCCCUGGUCGAGGAUGCAGAGAGGCAGCCCCUGCAGGCCACCUUCAGAGGGCUCCGGAAGCAGGUGUCAGCCAGGGACCUGUUCAGGGCACAGCUGAUCAGCAGGAAGACGCUGGACGAGCUGAGCCAGGGGACGAUGACUGUGAAGGAGGUGGCGGAGAUGGACAGCGUGAGGCAGUCCCUGGAGGGAGGCAAUUUCAUUGCCGGGGUCCUUGUCCAGGGCACCCAGGAGAGGAUGAGCAUCCCAGAAGCCCUGAGGAGGCACAUCCUACGGCCUGGCACAGCUCUGGUACUGCUGGAGGCACAGGCAGCUACCGGCUUCAUCAUCGACCCCGUGGAGAACCAGAAGCUGACCGUGGAGGAGGCGUUCAAAGCAGGGAUGUUCGGCAAAGAAACCUACGUGAAGCUGCUGUCGGCCGAGCGCGCCGUCACUGGCUACACCGACCCCUACACUGGGCAGCAGAUCUCCCUCUUCCAGGCCAUGCAGAAGGGCCUCAUCGUCCGGGAGCACGGCAUCCGCCUGCUGGAGGCCCAGAUCGCCACGGGCGGCAUCAUCGACCCUGUGCACAGCCACCGUGUGCCCGUGGACGUGGCCUACCAGUGUGGUUACUUUGAUGAGGAGCUGAACCGUGUCCUGGCAGACCCCAGUGACGACACCAAGGGCUUCUUCGACCCCAACACGCACGAGAACCUCACGUACCUGCAGCUUCUGGAGCGCUGCGUGGAGGACCCCGAGACGGGCCUGUACCUGCUACAAAUCAUAAAGAAAGGAGAAACUUAUGUGUACAUCAGUGAGGCCAUGAGACACGAGUUGCAAUCCAGAACUGCAAAAAUGCGCGUGGGGAGGUUUGCUGACCAGGUGGUCUCUUUCUGGGACUUGCUGUCCUCUCCAUACUUCACAGAGGACAGGAAGCGGGAGCUCAUCCAGGAGUAUGGAACCCAGAGGGAGGGCCUGGAGAAAUUGCUGGAAAUCAUCACCAAGACAAUUGAAGAAACAGAGACGCAAAACCAAGGCAUCAAGGUGGCGGCCAUCAGAGGGGAGGUGACAGCUGCAGAGCUGUUCAACUCCGGGGUCAUCGAUCUGAAGACCCUGCACACACUUCGUGCGGGGAGGACCGGGGGACAAGCACUCAGCACGCUGGAGUGUGUAAAGCCUUACCUGGAAGGCAGUGGCUACAUUGCAGGGGUGACGGUGUCCUCCACCAGGGAGGUCAUGAGCCUUCAUGAGGCCAGCAGGAAGGAGCUCAUCCCUGUAGGAUUUGCAACGUGGCUGCUGGAGGCACAGGCCGCGACUGGGUUCCUCCUGGACCCCUGCACCCACCAGAGGCUCUCCGUGGACAAGGCUGUGGAUGUGGGCCUGGUGAGCGAGGAGCUGCGGGAGAGGCUCCUCAAGGCUGAAAGGGCUGCCACGGGCUACAGGGAUCCAGCCACGGGAGACACAAUCCCGCUGUUCCAGGCCAUGCAGAAGCAGCUCAUUGAGAAGGCAGAGGCACUGAGGCUGCUGGAGGUGCAGGUGGCCACGGGGGGUGUCAUCGACCCACGGCACCACCACCGGCUCCCACUGGAAACCGCCUACAGACGUGGCUGUCUGAAAGAGGACAUCUAUGCGCUCAUUUCUAACGAGAAGCACAUGAGGAAACGGUUUGUGGACCCGAACACGCAGGAGAAGGUCUCCUACCGAGAGCUGCAGGAGAGGUGCCGCCCACAAGAGGACACUGGCUGGAUGCUCUUCCCAGUGAACAAGGAUGCACGGGACUCGGAAUACAUAGACAACGAGACAAGAAGGGCCCUGGAGGCAGAGAAAGUGGAAAUAACGGUGGGAAGAUUCAGAGGUAAGAAGCCAACGCUGUGGGCACUGCUAAAUUCAGAAUACGUGACGGAGGAGAAGAAGCUGCAGCUGGUGAGGAUGUACAGAAUGGACACGAGCCAGGCACUGCAGAAGGUAGCACACCAGAUCUCAGACAUGAUUGAGAAGCAGGAAAACAGCAACAAACAACUGUGGUUCCAAGGAAUUAGAAGACAGAUCACAGCCUCUGAACUCCUCAGCUCAGCCAUAAUCACGGAGGAAAUGCUCCGGGAACUGGAAACAGGGCGGAGCACAAUACAACAGCUCAGGGAGGACGACCGCAUCAAGCGCUACCUGGAGGGCACCAGCUGCAUCGCGGGCGUCCUGAGCUGGGGCUGGGGCUCGCGGCGGCGGCGGCGGCGGCGGCGGCGGCGGAUCUAG